UCACUGUAGUUGUCUGUUUACAUUUCGUACUCAGACUGGGGAUAGCAACCCGCGCAAGGGCUCCGCUGGAAACGAGGCCUUUUUCCCCUUUCGCUGUCGUCCUGCUUCUUUACCCCGAAUUGUUCUUCAGUUCAGCCAAAUUCACCGCCCUCUCUAACCUUCGUACUGCACCCCACUCUAGGAACUCCGCGCCUCUGCACUGGCACUGCUCGCGGGUUUUGCUCUACUCCCCCCCGUGUAUCGCAAGCCGCACCACCUCAUCUGCUGCUUGAGCUGCCACUCUUGACACGGCUUUCCUCGUCAUUGUUCUUACCCUCUCGCCACCUCCCUUUUCAAAGUGACUCGGGGUUCCACUCCGUGUGUUGUUGCACAUUCAGUCGGAUAUUCGAUAGGCCUUCUUAUUCCCUGUUGUUCUCUCACCCACUCAGUGUGUGAUAAUGAAAGUGUUAGUGAUUGUGACAUAGUAUUCCUCAUCUACCAUCUCUUAUGCUACUACUUCCGAUUGGGAUUGAGCACUCAAAUUUGAAGUGAAAACCACGACGUUAGAGAAUUUGUAGUAGUCCUCUUCAUUUAGGAGGCAGUUUGCAAUUUAGCUUGUUUCUCCAACUGGUGCUUCGGUUUGGUGUUUGUUUCACAACCGUGCCGUCUGAUGCGAUAUUGCAACCGUGCCGUAGGUUAGAAUACCGCGGGGCUGUGUGUAGCAGCAUAUUGGCUGUGUACUAGACCCUGUAUUGUGGUGUGGAACUACCUUUGGAGAAGUUUCAAUCGAUCACGCAAAUGGUUGAGUGUGACUGCAACUGUACCUCUUAACGAAUAACGAUGUUGAUGAGGACUUAACACCACGCCAUCAUUGUGAAUCUGGUUGUGGAAUUUGGCAUGCAGUAGAAGAGCGUGGGUGGUUUGUUCGUCCUCGGCGAUAAUAUUCAGUUACUGAGAAUAGUCACCGAUAAACAAAUUCUCACGUGUUUGAUCUAGAAGUCUCUCUGCUGAGACGUAGAGUACAAGGUUGGCGGAGAAGUUCCUCUUUGUUCAGGUUGAGCUGGCUACGUGUCUCUGUUGAGCGAUUGACAAGCAUGCGAGUGUAAUGGUGAGGAACGCCUGGGAGCUCUUCAAGUGGUCGUUGGCGCACUUGUAACGGAGAGACGUACUGCGUACCAAGUAGUUACGAUAGCCGGCUGAGUACGCUCAGUCUGAGCUCAGGAUUUGCACACUCAUUAUCAUUGUGUUCAUUCAGGAAAGAGCCUCGUACGGACGCUCAGUGGGCUCUGGAACGUCUGAAGUAGUGCUUACAGAAAUAGUCAGAAAUAGGUACCUUACUGUUGCCGCAGUUCACAUUUGGAAAUGUUAGUAUGCUUUUCAACGAGAAUGCGGUUGGAUUGCUAGAAUUCAUCGGAAACAGGAACGGAGCAUCGCUGGAGCAUGCCCGGAGCAAUGGUGUGGCUAAAUGUGAGGAAAGUUAUGCAGAGGCAUUGCAAGUCGAUGCUGAUGAGGGAGGCGACUCGCGAGGUGCGGAUUGCAAUGGCGAAGACUGCAACACUACCUCCAAUGAUUGCUCACGAGGCUCUUCGGCACAAAUGGAGGACAGCCGUGAAUGCUCCAGUGACUCCGGAGGAAAGAGCCAGAGUGUGUCAUCUUCGUCGAUGAAGGCUGUGGAAAACGUGGUGAUGCAAAUAUUAGAGAGCGUGCGAGCUUCUGGAUACGGCGAAGAGGUUUGCUACGAGUUUCGUGACCAUUUCCUCCGUCUCCCCUCCAGGUACACCUUGAAUAUUGAUCCUCACAGACAUGAAGACGUGCUUCUGCACAUGGAGCUUCUGCAAGAGGCGCGUGAAGCAGAAUAUGCCUCUAGCUGUAGUAGCUAUGGGGACUCUGUCGUCCCUACUCCACAGGUUCAUGUACGUAAAGUUCAGCUAGCAGGGUUUGGAUCGUCUCCAGGCGAUGCAGCAGAUAACACUGCUUUCCCUCCUUCUGCGAGGGAAGAUUUACCAAGUAGAAACGAAUUGCGGAUCCCGAAACCUGCGUUCGGGUCUGGAUCAAAUCUGGUAGGGUUAGGACUUGUAGGUAGUCCUAAGCUCCAUGUGUCCGAGCCUGCUAUGAGUAGGUCAUUUUCAAUCCCACCUCAGGGAACACCUCCCCGUUUUUCUCCCUUUGGAGAAACACCUUUGAACGGCAGUGGCACAUAUCAUCCUAUUCCUCGCCCUGUAUUUGGGAGUUCUGCAAAUUCUUCACACGUCGAUGAUGCCAGCGAACACCACGAUGCUUCAUCACCCUUCGGGUACGAGAUUACGAUUGCGACUUCCGAUAGACAAGGGCUUCUUAGGUACUUUACAACAGCUCUCAGCGAUUCACAUCUGCAAUUAAACAUUAAGGAAGCUCACGUUUUCAGCACAACAGAUGGAAUGGCGCUGGAGGUGUUUGUAGUUGAGGGUUGGCAUGGAGAUGAGGCAGAAGAAUUGAAGCUAGAAGUAAUAUCGGCCCUUGAUGAAAGGUCGGGUUUAAGACGUAACUUUUCUGGGGAUUCAAGGUUGCGAGCGGCUGCUGAAGCUAUUCAAUACGAGGAUUGGGCUGUGGACUUCAAUUUGCUUGAGAUUGGAGAGAAACUAGGUACUGGAUCGACUGGCAGAUUAUUUAAAGGAACUUAUUUGUCUCAAGAUGUAGCGAUUAAGAUCAUGGAGAUAGACGAAUACAGCAGUGGUACAGACUCCGACACUCACAGGUCUACUCCCGCGUCCGAGCGACUUCAGAUUUACAAGCAAGAGGUUUCCAUCAUGAGAUUGGUUAGACAUAAAAAUGUGGUUCAGUUCAUCGGCGCUUGUUCGAAAUGGCCCAAGCUAUGCAUCGUCACUGAGCUAAUGGCUGGUGGCAGCGUCCGGGAUCUUCUUGACAGUCGAGUAGGCGGCCUAGAUCUUGCAUCAGCAAUCAAGUUAUUGCGUGAUGCUGCGAGAGGAAUGGACUUUCUUCAUAAGAGGGGAAUUGUACAUAGAGAUAUGAAAGCUGCAAAUUUGUUGAUUGAUGAACAUGAUGUCGUCAAAGUUUGUGAUUUUGGCGUAGCUCGCCUUAAGCCUACUACAAUCAAUGCUGCUGACAAAAGCAUUUGUUAUUCCGCUGAAAUGACAGCGGAGACGGGAACUUACCGGUGGAUGUCUCCAGAGGUUUUGGAGCAUAAACCCUACGACCACAAAGCAGACGUUUACUCCUUCGGUAUCACAAUGUGGGAAGUUUUAACUGCAGAUGUACCGUACGCCGGCCUAACCCCAUUGCAAGCUGCAAUUGGUGUUGUCCAACGGGGGCUCCGUCCGGAAAUUUCGCCGUAUGUGCCUGCAGUUCUAGCUAACUUAAUGCAAAGAUGCUGGCAUAGAGAUCCGAAUGAAAGACCUGAAUUUAGUGAGGUACUUAGCACACUUGAGCACAUGGUAAUUAUCCCUGUGCCUUCGAGAAGAGUAGCCUCAAGGAGGAGGACGACAAACGCUUCCUUUCGAUCUUGAUUUCUGUUAAUGUAUUCUUGAAACUAUUUGAUAUGCAUCAGCAUAAUACCACAGGAGUCAUUUAAUUUCGUAAAUGUAUACACCCCUAGAUUCUAUUGCACAUCCUGGAAGUGGUUCGUUAUUGGCUAUUUUCACUUCACAAAGUUAUACUGGUCUUAGCUAUGGGCCUUGCAGUGUCAAUUUGCAGGCUGUCAACCUUGAUGGUCCAUUGCUGUAAAAUAAUGAUUCUUUACCGAGAGGAGUGCAGUCCAUCAUUUGAUAUCUUAAGGAGCACGUCUCACGCCUGGCAUUGGCAUGUGAGAUAUUGUACCAAUAUGGGGCGCUCAGCGCGUUAGCUUCAGAUACGAAAGAUUUUGAGCUCUCAAUAUUAAGCUUUUUGACAUUGUGGUAUUGACUGUGACAUUGUAGCUUACACGGUGAGCCAGCCACGUGGGAGAAGUAUUGCUCUUACAACAAAAUUUAAGAGUAGCUUUAGAUUUGAAUGGGAAAUAUUUUGUAGACAAAGAAAACGAUUUUUCAGUUAAUACUAAGUGAGGCAGAUUCCAUGACAGUAAUGUAAAUUACAAAAGAGAGGUUUGGUACAAAAUUUAUUUUGGGAAAGAAAAAAUCAAUGCUUGUCA
Molecule: messenger RNA, 4102 nt
Organism: Physcomitrium patens
Lineage: Eukaryota; Viridiplantae; Streptophyta; Bryopsida; Funariales; Funariaceae
Product: serine/threonine-protein kinase STY8
Biological process (GO): protein phosphorylation
Molecular function (GO): ATP binding; protein serine/threonine kinase activity
Source: RefSeq, a predicted model, not a curated record